Molecule: messenger RNA, 4375 nt
Organism: Procambarus clarkii (red swamp crayfish)
Lineage: Eukaryota; Metazoa; Arthropoda; Malacostraca; Decapoda; Cambaridae
Gene: Nbr
Product: exonuclease mut-7 homolog
Biological process (GO): nucleobase-containing compound metabolic process
Molecular function (GO): 3'-5' exonuclease activity; nucleic acid binding
Source: RefSeq, a predicted model, not a curated record
UAUCCAUUUGGAACAAUGUUAAAUGUGCAUUUGUUGUUUCUUGGUGAGAGCUGGCAGCGCUGCUGGGCGUCAUCAGUCACUAAGCGACGUCAACACAAGCAGCCACGUACCUUCAAGGAGGAGGUGGAGCUGCGUUACAGCAGGAAUAUGCAAGGCUCUGGUCUGACAACAUUGCAGGACUACUCUGGGUGCUUUGUAAGACUACAGCACCUCUUCAAAGAUAGAGAUGAAUUUAGUAAGGAAUUGCAGAAGAAUUUGGCAGUUUCUGCCAAUCCAUAUAAAAUGUCUUUGGUAUGUGUAAAGCUUUCUCCGGACUUAUAUAAAUGUAAAUCAAAUUCAAUGGCAGCAAAUAUACUUGUUGAACUGCAGAAUUUUCUGAAUCAGGAAAGUAAUAAGCAGAAAUUUGAGUCAUGUCUGAGUGUAGAGCUACAGAAAGAUGCAUUUCAAGUUGCUGUUAGACAAAAAAACACUGGCAUCCUAAGACUCCUUGUUAAAGUUUAUCAGAUGAUAAAUAUAAAAGACUAUCUUUUGCCUUUUGUGAAGGAGCUGCAAACUAAAGACCACCUCAAAGAGGUGUGCACACUGGCUACUCUCCUUAGCCUCCAGUCACAGUUUACUACACAGGAGCUCAUUAUGCCCUUGUUUCUUCAAGACCGCUUGUCAGUAGCAGAUGAAUUUCUUGACUCGAGUCCCUCACACCAGAAAGAAAUUUUGGUCUUCAUUGAUAAGCUAAUUGGAAAGAAAAUAGAUACUGUAGAUUUAGAAAAAUAUAAAAUCAAAGAUUUAAAAAAAAUUAAAUCCAGCAAAGUACUGUGCAAUGUUGUGGCUAGACUUUUAAAAAGAUUUGCAUUAGAUUCAUCAGUUUGUCCUCAUUUCAAAAAACACAGAGCUACAGGGGGACUGCGUUUCUUAUUUUAUAAAUAUUACAUUGAGAAAGGUAUACAGAAACAGACAUUCUUCAGCUUAGUUGAUGAUACAUUAAAAGAGCACCCAGACCUUAAAAUAGACUUGAUGUACCUUUUUAUUGAAUACUGUGAUCCUGAGGCAGCUUUACCAUAUGUAACUAAGCUACAGAUUGCCUUCCCAGAUAUUCCAAGGCAAAUAAAAGAUACAAUGAGCCAAUUUCCACAUCUUAUGCAUCAGAAUGAUACCUUGGAACAGCAUCUCGAAUCAACCAAAGAGGAAGAAAUAUGGGAUACUGGUACGAAAGACUUUUAUCCACUCAGUGUACCUUGUGAGAAGGUUGUCAUUAUUGACACCAUUGAUGGCUUGGAGAGGUGCACCGUUGAUUUGUUAAGGAGUCCAGUGAUAGGCAUGGACUCGGAAUGGAAGCCAACAUUUGGACUAGGAGCCCCAGAGCAAGCAGCACUGCUACAGUUAGCAACAACUUCGCAGGUGUUUCUUUUGGAUCUUGUAGCACUCCAGCCAAUAAUGACAGAUUGUCACUGGCACCCUCUUUGUCAGAUGAUUUCAAAUUCCAAAAUUACAAAACUUGGUUAUGGUAUUAAAGGAGAUUUCAGAGUUCUUGGUCGCCUUAAUGCAAAGAUGAGAGAGGCAUUAUCUACUGCUAAAAAUUUGAUUGAUUUUGAUCACACUAAAGGAAUACUUUUAGAGAAAUAUUCAAAUAUUUUCUCUUAUAGUGAAAUAGGUACAUCACACAAAGGUCUAAGUGAUUUAGUAUAUCGUUGUUUUGGGUCACCACUUAACAAAAGUGAGCAGUUCUCCAACUGGGCUGCAAGACCACUUACUAAAUCACAAAUCUUGUAUGCUGCCACUGAUGCCAGAUGUCUAAUUGAUAUUUAUGAAUAUUUGAACUGGCAUUCCAAAAAUUGUAACAUCCCAGAUUGGCAGAACAUAAAGAAAAAUGAUGUUAUUAAACCAGAAAAGAAGAAGAAAACUUCCAAACAGUCAGAUGGUAGUCAAGUGAAUGCAGAACUGAAAAAAAUGAGAGGGAAGGAGCCAAAUAUUGCAGCAGACUUCAAGUUUGUUUGUGAUACAAUGGUGCAGGGCUUGGCAAAGAAGCUUCGUUCCUGUGGGAUUAAUACUGAAGCAUUAGACAAUGGUGAGAGUUGUGAUCAUUGCAUUGAAUAUUAUGAAAAGGAGAAGAGAGUGGUUCUCACCCGUGGUGUAUCAUACACCCGACUGUGCAAAUACAUUCCUGCCGAGUUUGUAUACUGUGUUCAAAGUGAGAUGGCCCAAGCGCAACUAGCAGAGAUAGUGAAGGUAUUCAACAUAAAGGUUACCGUAAAUGAUGUAUUUGCAAGGUGCUCAAAGUGCAACUCUCCAUCUUACAUAUGUGUGCCUUCCUCUGUCCUCCUUGCUCUGUCAGAAAAGAAGUGUAGUAGUAGUGUAAGUAAGGCAAUAAAAGAUGAGUGGGUUGAGUGCCAAGGUGGGCAUAUUAAUCUGGCAACUGGUCUCACAAAAGAUGGAGUUAUGAUUCAAGUGGAACAAAUACCUGAUUCUGUGUUGCAAAAAACAGAAUUAUUCUAUGUAUGCUGUCAGUGUGGGAAGUGCUACUGGGAAGGAUCGCAUCACAACAGAAUUAUAGAUGGAAGACUGAAGGAUAUUAUCGAAGAUGAAAAACCAGGAAAUAGUGUUGAGAAUUGCCAGAUCCUUAGACAGAUGUGUGACUGUCCUGUGCAGAGUCCUGCUCAACAUGGCAGCAGGGAAGCACCAGCAGAAGCCUCUAUACAUGUAAUGGAGGAACAUAAAGCAAACUGCAAAUCAUUUGCUGAUAUUCCACUGUCACACAAUGAAUUAUCUGCAAGUUCUGAUGUUGAGGUCUGUGAUAGUAUGAACUGAUCGGUAAUAUAAAUCCUUCGUGUAAUGACUACGUAUGAAAGAAAUAUUAAUGAUUAUAUUUAUUAAAAGCACUUAGAUAAUUUUAUUUUUAUAUUUCGUGAUAACUUAGGAAUAUGGAUUUACCUUUCUUAAAGAUUUAUGUAGUUGCUCAUCAAAAUUGUUUGUGAAGACACACAUUGUGAACACAUUGUUUUUGAACACAUGCAUUGUUUUUUAACACAUGCAUUGUUUUUUAACACGUGCAUUGUUUUUUAACACAUGCAUUGUUUGUGAGCACAUACAUUGUUUGUGAACACACACAUGAUUUGUGAACAUUGUAUGCGAACACACAUUGUGAAAACACAUUGUUUUUAUACAAAUAUUUUGUAUUCUAGGAAUUUUAUUGCCAAGAAGAAUUUUUUUUCUGUUAUUUUGUAGUGAUAAAAGAGUUUGUUCAAGAUGUGUGCAUAGUAUUUUUAGGACAGUGUUAUGGGGGGGUAUUAUCUUCACAUUUGGUCACAUUUUCAUUAUUAAAAUUAUCUUUCAUGUAUAACAUAAUUGUCAAGCUUUCAUGCAGGGUUGUAAAAUAUUCACAUCAUUUCUCAUCACAUCCUGGGUUAUGGACACUUUUGCAAAACGGUAGCACAAGACACAUAUUAUGCAACAUAGUAUAUCAAAUACAUUAGUAAUUUUUACAAUACAGUAGUGUAAAUAAGGAAAGAGAAGAGUGAAGCCUAUGAAGCAUUAGUAAUGCCAGAGAGGACUAGAUUUAUUGUGUUGGGGUCUAUAGUUGAUAUAUGGAUCCAGUAAUAUAUAAUGUUAGGGCACACACAUGCACGCACGUAUGUACGCACACGCUAUACUCGGAGACGUUGCUCAGUUUUUUAUGCAGGUUAAUAUUUUUUCUAUUUAGCACUUCAGGAAGGUUUAAAUGGAAAUAUGUCCUUAGUAGGCAGUCAUUGUUGGAGAUAAUGAUACACACAAUACACUUCUUGUGUAUUGUGUGAUACAUUUUUUGUAUUGCAUUUUUGAUACAAUGAAAGAUGUUCAACAGUCACAGUAUUCAAGAAUUAGUUAAUGAACUGUAAACAUUUCCCAAUAUUUCGAAGGCACAAAGAAAAUUUUUUACUAUACCAUCAUUGUUGUAAAAGUAAUAAUUCAAUUCCUGCCAACUGGAAGAUGAGAGUAGGCUAACAGUUACAAAGAUUAUAGCUUGAUAGCCAUAUUGGUUUAGUGCUUUAUUUUAAUAAUUACUUGACCACAAAUAUUACAUUUGAGUAAAUUAUAAUUGUUAAUGACAUGCUUCAGGCUAUAAAUUCUUGACAUUAAAUUCACCUUCAAGCUAUCUAUAGGCCCAGAUAAUGUUGAAUCAAAACCAAAAUUGUAUAUUGUACAAAUUUAUAAAUUUAAUUAUGUACACUGUUUGCAUAGAGCUGGGAAAAUGUGUGUGACUCUUGAGUAAAUUGAAUGAUGGUGUGAACAUGUUGAAGACUAGUUCAUCCUUCACGCUGAACUGAUGUCUGGACAUCUGCUCCACCUGACAUUCUCUGCCAAAUGUGAUGUUGAUUUUGACCAUUAUGUUUUGAUUCUCUCG